Messenger RNA from Hydra vulgaris (swiftwater hydra), 396 nucleotides. The record is from RefSeq and is a predicted model, not a curated record. NCBI's taxonomy places the organism in Eukaryota, Metazoa, Cnidaria, Hydrozoa, Anthoathecata, Hydridae.
UAAGUCCAAAUCAAGUUAACUGAUGGAUCCACUAGUGGUAUCAGGUACCAUCUGAAAACAAAGCAUCCCACUGACUACGCUACGAUGUUAAGAGCCCAAAUUGAACUUGAGCGCCAAAGAGAAGAAGAUAUUAAAGAAAUUACAGAAGCUGCCUUCGAACUGAAUGACGCAUACAAUCAACGAUCACAAAAAGGCUUAUCUAAAUGUGUUAAUGGGGGAACUAUUGGGAAAUAUUCUUCCCAAUCAGGCAGGCAAUUGGAGACAGACAUGGUAAUCAUGUCAUACAUUGCCAGGUCAAGUAGUCCAUUCACUCUAGUAGAUGAACCAUGCUUCAAAGAAAUGGUGGAACGUUUAAAUUCAAAAGUCACAGGAUCCAUACAUGACUCUUACGCUUAA